CCUUAUUUAUAUUAUCAUAAUGUUAUAGAGUAAAAUUCUUAGGGAAUGCAAGGGUUUGUCUUAUUGCAUAGUGUGAUUUAAGUACUCUCUUUCUAUUGACCCCCCUUCUGUUUUUAAUGUUGGUAGUGCUGGCAGUGCCCACAUUGCAGCUGCUGCGGGUUAUUGCUGUCGCGGCUCACGAUGAGGCGGUUGUCAAAGGUAUUGAUAUCAAAUCGGUAUGAAGGAUUACAACAUGGACUAGUAUUGGCAAUUGCAAAGGCAGUAACCGAUUAAGGAGAAUUUGAGAAUGGAGGAGCAGCGAUUCCUUGAAGAAAGUGACGCGUAUCCGUACAAUUGACAGCAGUGUUCAGGAUAUUUCUUAAUGAAUGUAAUGGAGCAGAGGAGCAGAAUCUUCAGAUUCAAAAAUCACAGAAAUGCUGCAGUGUAUGGCUUCAGAAAUAAUGUGAAAAUGAGCCCAUGGUGAAGAAUGGGAAACCCCCAACAUCCCACAGCAUGCAAUCCUUCCUCCACCAGUAUGCCGGCAGUUUCCAAAAGCCACCCCUGCGCCGGCCUCGCAGUGUGGUAGGCAGAAGCCUCAGCUCUUACCUGAACAGAAGCAGCAGACUGGAAAUCGUCCAUGAGGAUUUAAAAAUAGGUUCAGAUGGUGAGAGUGACCAGGCCUCAGCAACUUCCUCUGAUGAAGUCCAGUCUCCUGUCCGUGUUCGCAUGCGCAAUAAUCCAGCACGCAAAAUAUCCACAGAGGAUAUCAAUAAACGUCUGUCCCUACCUGCUGACAUCCGCCUGCCUGAGGGUUACCUAGAGAAGCUCACAAUAAACAGUCCACCAUUUGACAAACCACUGAGUAGAAGGCUGCGAAGGGUCUCAUUGUCAGAAAUUGGAUUUGGCAAGCUGGAGACGUAUGUAAAACUGGACAAGUUGGGUGAGGGAACUUAUGCAACUGUUUAUAAAGGGAAAAGCAAACUGACAGAAAACCUUGUGGCUUUGAAGGAGAUCCGUUUGGAACAUGAAGAGGGAGCCCCAUGCACUGCCAUUCGUGAAGUGUCUCUGCUGAAAGACUUGAAGCAUGCCAACAUCGUCACACUGCAUGACAUCAUACACACAGAGAAGUGUCUCACAUUAGUCUUUGAGUAUUUGGACAAAGACUUGAAGCAGUAUCUUGAUGACUGUGGCAAUGUAAUUAAUAUGCACAAUGUUAAGCUGUUCCUGUUCCAGCUUCUACGGGGACUGGAGUAUUGUCACCGACGAAAGGUGUUGCAUCGGGACCUAAAACCACAGAACCUCUUGAUCAAUGAGAAGGGGGAACUAAAGCUGGCAGACUUUGGUUUAGCAAGAGCCAAGUCCAUCCCUACAAAGACGUAUUCCAAUGAAGUAGUCACACUAUGGUAUCGACCUCCUGACAUCCUCCUGGGAUCUACAGAAUACUCUACUCAGAUUGAUAUGUGGGGUGUCGGCUGUAUAUUUUAUGAAAUGUCGACCGGAAGGCCCUUGUUUCCUGGCUCUACUGUGGAAGAACAGUUGCACUUCAUUUUUAGAAUUCUUGGCACUCCCUCUGAGGAAACAUGGCCUGGAAUAAUGUCAAAUGAGGAGUUUAAAGGCUAUAACUAUCCCAAGUACCGUCCAGAACAUCUCUCAAACCAUGUUUCCAGACUAGAUAAUGAUGGGCUUGAUCUGCUUUCAAAACUUCUACAGUUUGAAGGAAGGAAGAGGAUACCAGCAGCAGAAGCCAUGAAACAUUCGUACUUCCAUAGCUUGGGAGAACGUGUUCUGAAACUUCCAGACACUACAUCAAUAUUUGCACUAAAGGAGAUUCAGUUGCAAAAGGAAGCUGGAUUGAAGUCUAUAUCACUACCUGAGUCAGUUGCACUAAAUGGCAAAACCAGGAGACAAAGCAUGCUGCUAUGAAUGUGGGCCAUCCAUAAAAGUCAGAUUUGAUGACGACAGACUGAGAUGCAGCAGUGCAAACAGAGGUGUAGAUUGUAAAUCUCCAGGCCUGGUUGCGGACUGACAACUACUAAAUUGAGCCCUGCUUACCUGGAGGAAGAUUGUUGAAUCUCUGUGGACCCUUUGUGUGUGGAGUCAGCAUCUUGCCUUGAUCGACUGCAGUCGGUGUUAUGUGCAAUGCAAGUUAUCCCCUGUUUCUGAAUUUGUUUACCCCUCCUGCUGCCACUAGACUACAGUCCCAGCAGAAGGCUCUCUUCCUUCCCCUCUCAUACUCUGCAAGUGUGUGAAGUGUAAUUCUGGCAACACCUUUUAUACAAAGAUUGCACCUUUGUGUUGUCACUGUAAAAUAAAGACUUAAUUUCAUAAAGGAAAGCAAAGCCACUGGACUUGGGGAUCCUUGUCUCUCUUGUACAAAGAACCAUGCUUGCCCUUGCUGGGUUUUACAGCUGGUAUUUUCUAGACUAUUGUGUUUCAGGACAUUUGAGCAGUUAUUUGAAAGAAAAUAUUUUUGUGGUACGAAUGGAUUGCCCCAGACAAACAGCUGAAGAAUGCGCAUUUGGAGUACAGUAUGCAACAUAAGUUUGUAUUAGCAUGUAAAAGGCCAAAUAUUUGGCCUGAGAUAAGGAGCAUUAACAUCUUACUGUGCACUGAUCACAAAGAUAUUCCAACAAGUGUGUAUAACGUCAGAUUGAUUUUUGUCCCCUUAAGUACUGCUAAUUUUUCAGAAACAAAAUUAUUUUUUUUCAGUUUAGUAGCAUAUGAGAGGUGUAUUUGUACCUUUAAAUCGCAUGAGAAUGUGGAGUAUGAAGAUUAUAAAGCAUCCUUAGAGGGCUGUUAGCCAAACGUUUUUGCACCAUACCAGAGAAUUGUAUUCUGUUUAUAAAAAGCUCUCCAGUAUUAGAUGCAAGGAUUAUGUUGUGUUAAAAUAACACAUGCUCCUAUGAACAUAAUUGACCAGCUGUCAUACUUUUAUUUAUUAUAUGCACUCUGAUGUCUUUUUUUUUUUUUUUUUUUUUUUUUUGUUAUGGAGGAAAACUGCCUUUGCGUUGCAGACUGCAUGCAACAAAAUCCUCAGUCUCUUCUUGUGUCUAUGUAGGCUUGUCAGUAGCUGUUUCCAGUACUACUCAAUAAAGUUCUUAAAGUGCUAACAGCCAUCAUGCAGGCAGAUGGAGAAAAUAUGUUGCUGGAUGACCAAGAGAAUGAUUUAGCUGUUAAUAAUUCUUGUGAUUCCCUGCCUGAACUUCGUACAUAUGCUGUGUGCUCAAAUCCACUGAUCAGAACAUCAACAAACACACACAGCAAAUGCUGCUAUUGGACAAACAGUUCAUAAACAAAAACCCAAAGAAGCCAUGCAGGACUGCUAGUGUAUGUAUUAUGAAGGUUUGAAUGAGCCCUGCAGUAUUUGCAGUAAGACUUAAAAUUCCACUGUAUAGAUACUAGCUUCCUAGCCUUCUGCAUCAGUGGAUAUAUACCAUGCAUUUGUGCCCCUUUCCCUAGCAAGUUAGCAGCACAGCUUAGUCAUUUGAUCACUGCCCCCUUUGAUGUACAUUCUGAACAUGGGUUGUUGUUGAUGUGAAGGUGUGGUGCAUUAUCCUUUGGGAUUCAAAGAUAAAUGGAUACAAGUGCUUAAGUAUGAGAUUGAUCACUAUAUCAAAACUUAAGAGAGUCGCAGGUAAAUUUCGUGAGAGUCUCCAGUCAUCAAUAUUCUGAUGUCUUUAAUUUACAGUGCACUGGAAUGUUUUAUUCUAAGUCCUAUAUUCUGUUUUCCUAAAACAUCUAACCUAUUUAAAUUGACUAGAAGCUUUCAAAGUGUACAUUUUUUAAGUUGAAUUAAUGUUUUAAUUUAUUUUAUUCCCAUUUGUUAUUCAGGGUAAAGAGCUGAUCACUCUGGACCACUCUGAGGCCCAGGCCAGAAAAGGACCAUAGACAGAUCAAGAAAAAAUAUACAAAUGAGAAAAGAAAUGUAAUACAGUUCUCUUUUGUUGAUCUCAGUGUGUUGCUUUCCUGUGUACCCCAGAAUAUAGGAGAUGAGCAAAUGUUAUUUUGAACUAGCUCAUUCUUUUUUAAAAAGAAUAAUGAGAUGGGGAUGUUUGUGAUGGUAUAAGAAUAUACCAACACCCAAAUGAUUUUACUGCUUUAGAGGUAUGCCAGUAUAAAGUCAGCCUGUUGACUGGUCAUUGACUAAAACCAUAAUAAAUUUUUGCUCAAUUUA
This is a messenger RNA of Protopterus annectens (West African lungfish), 4153 nucleotides long. Its product is annotated as cyclin-dependent kinase 17-like. The record is from RefSeq and is a predicted model, not a curated record. Gene Ontology annotation, cellular component: synaptic vesicle; cytoplasm; nucleus. Gene Ontology annotation, biological process: exocytosis; neuron projection development; protein phosphorylation. Lineage: Eukaryota; Metazoa; Chordata; Ceratodontiformes; Protopteridae. Gene Ontology annotation, molecular function: ATP binding; protein kinase activity.